AUGGACCAGCAGCCUCGUGCCAUAUCCACCGACAUCCCCGUGCCCCCUAUCCCCACGGGGCACUGGGUUGAUCCGUACGCGCGGACCGAGUCGAUGACGAAUCGGGGACGGUACAGCUACGCAAGCUCUGCAAUCUCCACCGUCAACAACCCUCGACGAGUCCGCCGUAGAAAGGACCCGACUCCAUUCAACGUCUUGAUCAUCGGCACGCGGGGCUCUGGCAAGACCUCUUUUCUCGAAUUCCUCAAGACUGCGUUGGCUCUUCCCCCUCAUAAGCGAGGCACUCGCAUGGAUCCCGAGGAUGAACGCGUCCGAGCCACGCCGUCUGGCAACUUCAUUCCUCAUUACCUCGAGAGCGAGAUUGACGGCGAGCGCGUCGGACUGACGCUGUGGGACUCAGAGGGAUUGGAGAAGAAUGUCGUGGACCUGCAGCUUCGAGAGAUGUCAACAUUCGUCGAAAGCAAGUUUGAGGAGACUUUUGCAGAGGAGAUGAAGGUCAUACGGUCACCCGGCGUUCAGGAUACUCACAUUCACUGUGCCUUUAUACUUCUGGACCCGGCUAGGCUAGACAAGAACAUCUCCUCUGCGAGGGCUCUGGCGACCAAUGGGAAUGCCAAAUACCACGCCCAUAGCCGCAUCGUCGGCAGCCUGGACGACGACCUCGACCUGCAGGUUUUCCGCACGCUCCAGGGCAAGACCACAGUCAUCCCUGUCGUUGCCAAGGCAGACACCAUCACCUCCAAGCACAUGAACGUCCUCAAGAAAUCGGUCUGGGAUAGCCUGAAGCAGGCAAACAUGGACCCGCUGGAGGUCCUAGGCCUCGAGGACGGCGAGGACGAGGAGUCACGGCCAUCGUCUACCCAAAUUGCAGAAGAACCAGAGGCACAGGAUUCCGACUAUGCCAGUGGCGAAGAGGGAGGAAAUGAUGACGAGCUACCCAUCCAGGCCGGCGAGGCGUCCCCUCAGUCCAAGAGCUCGAAGCGACAGUCCAUCGCCUCGGCCCGGCGUAACAGAGGCGAUGAGGGCCAGCAAGAGGAGAUCCCCUACAUCCCACUGUCCAUCAUUAGCCCUGAUAUUUACGAGCCUGAGGUGAUUGGUCGAAAGUUCCCUUGGGGCUUCGCGGAUCCCAACAACGAGGAACACUGCGACUUCCUGCGGCUGAAGGAGGCGGUGUUCAGCGACUGGCGCGCAGAGCUGCGCGAGGCCAGCAGGGACCAAUGGUACGAGGGCUGGCGAACGAGCCGUCUUAAGCAGCGCGAUGGCCCAGUCCGACGACGAUAG
This is a messenger RNA of Cryphonectria parasitica EP155, 1281 nucleotides long. RefSeq lists its product as uncharacterized. The record is from RefSeq and is a predicted model, not a curated record. The transcript is spliced from 2 exons. The coding region runs from base 1 to 1281 and encodes 426 amino acids. Gene Ontology annotation, biological process: cytoskeleton-dependent cytokinesis. Gene Ontology annotation, cellular component: microtubule cytoskeleton; septin complex; cytosol. NCBI's taxonomy places the organism in Eukaryota, Fungi, Ascomycota, Sordariomycetes, Diaporthales, Cryphonectriaceae. Gene Ontology annotation, molecular function: GTPase activity; molecular adaptor activity; GTP binding.